Messenger RNA from Protopolystoma xenopodis, 222 nucleotides. The record is from the annotation of a GenBank genome assembly. Lineage: Eukaryota; Metazoa; Platyhelminthes; Monogenea; Polystomatidea; Polystomatidae.
AUGGGCCAGUCUAUCUAUCCAAUCCUCACUCGGUUCGGACAGCUCCAAAGGGGACCUCAACAAGUGUCCCAUCUGCCGGGAGCCCUAAAAGCCAGCUUCGCCUGGCCAAAACAAUCCCACUUGGUUUCAGAGCGUGCCAACAGCGGUCCUUGCGUCGUGUCAGGCGAGGAGGAAUGGCCGCGAUCGCCGUGCGCCCCUUUUAAGCACUCGUUUGGCUCUUGA